Messenger RNA from Orbicella faveolata, 1674 nucleotides. RefSeq lists its product as uncharacterized. The record is from RefSeq and is a predicted model, not a curated record. NCBI's taxonomy places the organism in Eukaryota, Metazoa, Cnidaria, Anthozoa, Scleractinia, Merulinidae.
GUGUAUACUCGUUAUCUCAGUAUCACGUAAACAGCUAAAGCAGAAUUCCAGAUUGUUCAAAUCACCGAACGAAAUGGCCGCCGUUCAAAAGCAGACAUUGCCUUCGUUUUCUUCCAUCAUUUCUGUUUUGUCUAUUGUGUUUUACUGCGUUGGGUUUAUAAGAGUAGAACUGGAGAUGAACGAGCAGAAGAACAGAAUAAACGCUCUUGAAAACGAUGCAGAGGCCAAGCCGAAGUCAAAUGACGCGGACAUGAAAAUCAAGAAUGCUCCUGAAAUUCAAAACCUCCAUAGAAACAGUCGACAAGCUGUAUCAACUAAGAACACGACGGAAGCGAAAGACACUGCGGAAACCACCAUCAAAAUCAGCAAGCAUCUUUUAUCACAAUGGAGAGCACAUCUGUGUCAAUCUAAGAGUGUCCCGUGCUCAUCAGGUCCGCCAGGCCCUCCCGGUCAACCUGGGACAAAAGGAGCCCGGGGACGAAGAGGACAGAAAGGAAGUACUGGAAACAAGGGAGAUCAAGGCAUUAUGGGAUCGCCAGGAAAGAGCGGCAAACAAGGCAUUAUGGGACCUACGGGGUUAAAGGGAGAGCCUGGAAACAAAGGUGAGAAAGGAAAUGUAGGGCCCGCAGGCAUGCCGGGAACGAAAGGCGAGCCAGGUGAAUCGAUAUCAUCUCCUGCUGUUGUUGUUUCUCCUGUGACGUUAACAGUGAAUGAAGGUGAGUCAGCCUCGUUUCAGUGUUCAGCCAGCGGUAAUCCAGAGCCUGCAUUAGUGUGGAGUAAACUGAACAAUCAGUCAAAAAUCACUCAAUCAGCGGUUUCAAGAGGAAAGUUGCAGUUAAAGCACGUGACCGGAAGUGACACAGGCUUGUAUGAGUGUUCAGCAACAAACAUCCUGGGGGAUUCAGGGGAAGUGGUGCGAUUAAAAGUAAACGUUCAUCCUCGUGUUUCUUUACAUCCGGGACCUUCUUACGUCAUCGAAGGGAGUAUCGUCACCUUACCCACCUGUCACGUGACCGGAUACCCGACUCCUGUGGUCACCUGGAGGAAGUCGUCUGGUCAGUUACCCCAGGGGAGGGCGCAGUAUAACAACACUGCUUUACAAAUCUCAAAUGUCCGUAAAGUUGAUUCUGACGCCUACUUCUGUUCAGCGGUCAACAUUUUAGGAAAUGUUGAAAGAAAAACUCUACUAGUUGUGAUUUCACUUCCUGAGUUUACCGUUAAACCGCCUGGAAAGGUCUUUGUUGGUCCUGGAACCACUUUAACCUUGAACUGUAGCGCCAUCGGUGAUCCACGACCAGUCAUCAGUUGGAAAAGACAAGGAGCAGUACUGCCCGUGGGGAGGAGUCACAGGAUAAACAAUGCCCUUGUCUUGAGAGAUGUGACAAGAGAGGAUGCUGGAAACUACAUUUGCGUGGCUACAAGUGCAGGAGUGUUUGAUAUCGAGACAAUAAGUGAUGUUGAAGUUAGAAAACCGAGAGGUAAGUUAUGAAUAUAGUGUCUCCCUUUGUCACAAAAAGAGAGUACAUGUAAUUCCUGAUGACUUUUGUUUUCCCUUCCCCUAUGCACAAUAUUGAUGCUGUAUUUUGGAGGCGAAAGCACGAAAGAAGUGUAGGGAGAAGUAUGAGUCGAUGGGCCGAUAGGACAGUGCUCUCAUCGCUUCCUUGAAUGCUUUAU